UGUCAUGUUUACGUGGAAACAACAUGGCCGCCGACUGCUAACAAGGAGAGAAUGCGAGCGGACUGGAAGCCGGCGAGGCCCCCACAGACUUGAUCACUUGCGCGUUUAUGCGACUUGUGACUCCCUGUCUGUCUUGUUAAAGCUACGGUGACCAUGGAAGACGAGGAGCGGCAAAAGAAGCUCGAGACCGGCAAAGCAAAGCUGGCUGAGUACCGUCAACGGAAAGCUCACGCAGAUUCCCAGAGGAAGAAGAAGAAGAAAAAGAAGCCAGAAGAGGACUUGCAGGGAAGCGUGGAGCCGGAUCGCUCAGUAUCACCCGCCGCCGAGCUGAGCUUCUCCAAGACGCUACGCAGUGGGGAGACUCUGAAGCAUGACCAGACAUACACCAUAGAGCCCGAGAGUGAAGUGUCGACGACGGCAGAAGAUUAUUCCUCUGAGCAGGUCAACGGCUGCCGUGAGAUGAUGGUCAAUCUCAUGACGUCCUCCUCCGGGGAUUUUAUUUGGGAUGAGGCAAAACGAGAGGCGAUGAAGGGAGGCAGGAUGCAGGAUGUCGAGGAGGCUCUUGCAGCAAAGACCCGAGCAGUGGAGGAGCUGAGUCAGGAGCUUGAGGAAAUUCGGGCCGUAUUUGGAACGGAAGGUGUGCAGAAGCUGCAGGACUUUGUGGCUGCGCUGAAGCAGAGGGACUGCAUCAUCACCCAGCUCACCGCCAACCUCCAGCAAGCUCGCGAGGAGAAAGACGAGAUCAUGAAGGAAUUCUUGGCGCUGACGGAGCAGAGCCAAAAACUGCAGCUUCAGUUCCAACAGCUGCAGGCCGGCGAGACCCUGCGAAACACCAGCCACAGCAGCACGGCUGCUGACCUUCUUCAAGCCAGGCAGCAGCUGGCGCAGUACCAACUGCAGCUGGAGGAGGCCAACAUUGAAGCCGGAAAGAACCGGGAGAAGAGCGACAGGCAGCUGGAGCAAAUCGGUCAACUCCAGCGCAAAAUCAGCGACAUGGAGUUGUCUGGGAGAAGAUCAGAGGAGUCAUUCACACAAAGGCUAAAUGAGAAGGAUGUCCUCAUAGCCGAGAAAGAAAAGGUCAUCGUGAAUCAAGAUCAGUUUCUCGCUGAACUGAGAGCGGCUGAAGAGACUCUCGCCACCACACUGAAGGAGAAGAAUCUGCUGCUAUCCGAGCAGACGGCGUCUCUGAACCUCUUUCAAGAGGAAAUGGCCAUUUUGGGACGGUCGGCAAACAACAUUCAGGCAUCGGAUGAGAAGGACCUGAUUAUAGCAGAGCAGGAGAGAGUCAUUUCCGAGAGGGACUGUUCUCUUGGCCGGCUGGAGGAGGAGCUGGAGUCGUCACGGCAAAGCCUGCGCAGCCUCCAACAACAAGUGGCCGCGAAGGAAUCAGAGCUUGAAAAAUGCCUUGGGGACUUGGAGAACACUAAGCAUGAUUUAGAAAGCAGUAAAAGCAAAGUGGAAAGUUGUAAAUCACACCUGGAGAAGGCACGAGGUGACCUACAAAGCUCUCAAAGUGAGCUCGCCAGCUCCCGGCAGAGGGAACGACUGUCCUCGGAUGAGAUUAAGCAGCUCAUGGGAACAGUGGAGGAUCUGCAAAGGCGCCGUCAUCGGGACAGCCUGUCAGAUGGUGAUGCCAUCCAAAGAAUGCAGGAGGACACUACCCGGAAGCUCGACCUUCUUAGGGCGGAGCUGGACGAGAUGUACGGCCAGCAGAUUGUCCAAAUGAAACAGGAGCUCAACUUGCAGAACGCGGCACAUAUGGAGCAAGCGACGGCGCAGCGUCACGCAGAGAUGGACCGACAUCACACCGAUGUGGAGCUUCUGAAACAACAAAACUCCACCGUCAAAGAGACACUCACUGUGAAGAUUCAUGAGCUUCAAGCGACAUUAGCAGAAUACACAAAUGAAUUCAACCGAGAAAAGUUCAAACUCCAGGCCGAGCUCCAGAACCUCCGCGGCGAUCUCCGUUCUGCGAAGGCCAAAGCUGAGCUCGUGUCCAAUAGUCUCGUCUCGCAGGAGAGUCAACAAGACAAGAUCCGGCACCUUGUGGAGACUGCUGAUGACCUGCGACGCCAGUUGGCUGCCGCUGGGGAGGCGGCACUGGAGGCCGAGGCCCAGCACGAGUCUGAGACGACCAACUACAAGAUCAAGCUGGAGAUGCUGGAGCGGGAGAAGGACGCUGUGCUGGACCGCAUGGCAGAGUCACAGGAGGCCGAGUUGGAGAGAUUGCGAACGGACCUGCUGUUCAGCCACGAGGAGGAGCUCGUGCACCUCCGGGAGGAGCUCCGUCGAGAGGGCUUCCUCAAUGCCGAGAACCUCCUUAACGAAGCUGCCGUCAAACACCAAAAAUCUCUGGAUGACCUGCGCCUCGCCGAUGAAGACCAGCUGCAUUUGUUACAAAAGGAGAAGGCUGGCUUUUCUAACGAGCGAGAGGAGCUCUUGCACCAAAUCCUCGGCCUGAAGGAAGAUCUCAAGCUGGCCUUGCACAGCUCCAAAGCGGACGAGCUUGUGCGGCAGCUGGAGGAACUUCAGGCAGAGCUGGAAGAUCUGCGGAAGGGAGAAGAGCAGCGAGCCAGGCUGGAGAAUGAAAUCCAAACGUUGCUGAAGAAGAAUGAGGUUCUUCAAGAAAAGGACCGAAGCUGGGAGAGAAAAUGGAAGGAGCAGCAGUUGGAAAAUGAUGCGAAAAUGGUUGAAAUGGAAACACUCACCUCCCAGCUGAGAGAGGAGAUUGAAAAGCAACGGACUACAUUCUCCUUUGCUGAGAGGAAUUUCGAAGUCAACUACCAGGAGCUAAAGGAGGAGUACUCCUGCCUUAUUGAGGCUAAGACACAACUAGAGGAGAAGACACUGAAGGAGGCGCUCGUGUUCCAGGCCAAAAUUGCCAGCCUCCAGUCGCACAUUGGCGAGUUGGAGGACGAAAAUGUCAAAAGGCACGUUGAGGCUGUGGAAAAAGACUCGUCCGAACUCGCAGAGAAGUUUCACGUUACACUGAGCGAGAAGGAAAGCCUCACGACGAAACUUUCUCAAGUCACAGAACAACUGGUGGUUGCAGAGAACAAAAUGGGUCAGUUGGAAGAAGAGCUGGAGGAAGUUAAAAGAAAGAGAGGAGAGGACCAUCACUCUCAGAUUCUCUCCCUGCAAAGAGAGGUCGAAGCUCUUCAGUCGCUCCUGAAGGUGGCGGAAGCUGAGAGAGGUGGCGUCUGGCGGACUGUGGAGCCUCACGGGCUCUCCCAGCCCCCUCCAUCCCUGGUCCAGUCCUCAAGGGAGCAGCGCGUCGAACGACGGGUCUCGCUGCAGAAGCCCGCCGCCUCCUCCUCGGGCUCCAACAGGCGCAAGAGGCGUCAGAGGUUGAAGCAGGAGCGCAGAGUGAGUGGCGGCGGCCCCUCCGAAGCUGCCAGGCAAAGGGAGGAGGAGGAGGAGGAGGAGGAAGAAGAAGAAGAAGGCAGAGCUACAAGUGCCGCAGAACGAGAGAUGCAGACUGAGUCCCAGGUUCGCGGCGAUGAAGCUGAUGGCUGCCAGCGAGACCGGACCAUCAAACAGGUAGAUGGCGAGUGCAAGCUUCAGAUGGAGGCGCACCGCAUCAGCCUGACUCACAUCCACGCCGCCCACCUGGAGCUGCUGCAAGAAGAGGCGGAUAACCAGAAGAAUGCCGGUGACCAAGAUUCGGACGAACUCCAAAGGCUGAAGGUGGAGGCGUUGGAGAAACAGCGUCAGCUGGAGGAGAGUCACCGGCUGGAGGUGGAGCACCUCCAAACUCACGAACAGAAGAGCUUCAGCGAGACCGAGGAGGGCUGCGCCGCCGAGCUCAUUAUGCUACGGCGGCAACUGCGGGAGCUCAUGGGCUCGCAGGCGCAGGACAGUUGCCCACAGUCCAGCCAAGAGCGCAUUGAGGAGCACCCCGAGGAGCUAAAGGAUCUUACUGAGGAGCAGCUGUCCCAGUGGGUGUCUGGCUCCUGCUCGGGCUUGAGCGCCAAGCUGCAAGCGCUGAGAAGGGCGCUGUACAACGAGUACGUCCAAGAAGUGGCCGCGCUCGAGGAGCAGCACCGUGUCGAGCUGACCAGGCUGCGGCAACAACUGGAGAGGGAGCGGAAGGGAGAGCGACGGGAUAGUAACCACGUCGCCGGAGGAGCCGCGAGCUCCUCGGAGACCGCCAGUGUUGCCGGGCAGGGCGAGCUGCAAGUGAAGCUCAGUGUGGAGGAAGAGGUCGCUAGGGCCAUCGUCCAAAUGUCGGUGGAAUACGCACAGCAGACAGAGUUGGCCCGGAUCAACAAGCUCGUCUGCCAGACCAGCACUGCCAUGCAGACCCAGUCGGACGGCGAGGAGGCUGUAGAGGAGAAUGCGGCGGUUUCUGUGGGCGCCUGGUUGGAGGAGGAGAGGGAUCACCUGGAGACGGAGCUGCAGGACAGGAAAACUGAGAUACAGAAGCUCCGGGAGAAGCUACGGCGAGCCGAAUCGGGAGCAGAGGUGAAGCCGCUGCAGACGAAAGAUGAUGGUGAAGAAAAAGUUGAGGAAGACGGUGCUGACUCCAUUGACAAGGACAACGAAAGAACUGUCCUGCACAGAGCCAACGAGAGGCUCAGUCGGGUGUUGGCCGACGUCCUGAAGACCACGGCGGCGGCAGAAGAAACAAUGGGCCUUCACAUGCAAAGUCUGCAGGUGGAUGCUUCUUCCAGCACAGGGCUGCAGGCUGCACCGCCCUCUACACCGCAUGUCGCAGGUCCAUCUGGCAAGAGUUCCCCAGACGACAGCCUUCUCCUGGGGGAGAACGAGGAGCAUCUGAUGGGCAUCAGUGGUCGACUCCAGACAGCCCUGGAGAACAUGCUGAUGGUUAUCACUGACACCACCAACCAGUUGGAACAUGCCCGCAUCACCCAGACGGAGCUCAUGCGGGAGUCCUUCCGCCACAACCAGGAAAUUAGCGAGCUCCUGCAGAAGCAGGAGGAGCUGCAGGAGCGCCUGGCUGAGGAGGCUCGGGCUCGCGAGCAGCUCGCCCUAGAGCUACACCGGGCUGAGGGUCUGAUUGACGGCUACACAGGUGAACGAGCUGCCCUGGAGGAGCAGUUACGUCAGAAGGAGGAGCUCCAGCUCAACCUGGAGCAGGAGCUGCAGGUUACAGGCAGUCGACUGCAAGAGCUGGAGCAGGAGCGGCUUCAAAUGCAGGAGGAGCGUGAGCUGGUGUCCCGGCAACAAGACGCCAUGCGAGAAAACGCUGGACCUCGUGAGCUUUGCCUAGUUGAAGCUGCAAUGGUUGCAGCACCUGAAGCAGAUCUGUUGGAAGAGACGGAGAAGCUGAUGAAGGAGAAGGUGGAGGUGCAGCGCCAGGCAGAGAAGGAGAGCGCCGACCUGCUGAAACAGAUGAAGGCCCUGGAGGCGGAGCUAGAGGAGCAAGUCAACCGAGUGAUCGAGCUGGAGACCGCCUGCAAGGUGGAGACCGGGGACCUCCAGCAGCAGAUCCAGGCUCUGGAGAAGCAGCUGGACAAGAACAGGCGGUUCCUUGACGAGCAAGCCGUGGACCGGGAGCACGAGCGCGACGUCUUCCAACACGAGAUCCACCUCCUGGAGCAGCAGCUAAAGAACCAACAGAAACUUCCCAGUGGCUCGGAGCAAAGAAGCCAACAGGUGGAGCUGCUGAGCUCCCAGUUGAAGGAGAAGGCAGACUGGUGCAGCGAGCUGCUGCUGGGCUCCGAGCAGCUGCGUCGCGACCUAGCAGAUCGUGACCAGGAGAUUGACAAGCUGGAGAGCCGCAUCCGUGAGCUGGAGCAGGCCCUGCUGGCCAGCGCAGAGUCCCUGGAGAAGGACGAACAAAAGACGCGUCAUGCAUCCGUCACGGAGACGACACACUCCACACUGGAGGCUCAGUUGCAGACCGAAAGAGAAGCGUUGGAGCGGAAAGAGAAGGAGAUCUCUCACCUGGAGGAGCAGCUGGAGCAGUUCCGGGAGGAGCUGGAGAACAAGAGCGAGGAGGUGCAGCAGCUUCACAUGCAGCUGGAGAUCCAGCGCAAGGAGAUCAGCAGCCAGCAGCAGUUCCUGGAAACCAGAGAGAGCAUGCUCCAGGUGAUGGAGGAGAAGGACAGGGCAAUAGCACUUCUUAAUGAACAGAACACUAAGCUCCAGCACAUGGAGAAAACGUCUGGCAACAAGGGAAUAGAUGAGCGGGAUGCGCUGAUAAAUGACCUAGAGUCGCAGGUGGAGUGCCUGCGCAGUGAGCAGGAACGUCUCAAGCGGAAGAGCGAGGAGGAGGUUGAGCAGUUGAACGCCGUCAUCGAGAAACUCCAGCAGGAGCUGGACCACAUGGAAUGCAAGGAGGACAGUGAGCCUCGCGCGGUUAAGCAGUACGAAUUUGACGAGAUGAAGCAGAGGAUGGACUUGGUCUCCGGAGAGUUCCGCGCUCUCAAAGUGGAGGACGGCGAGUUGCUAGAAACGCACCGGCGUUUGAAGGAACGCGGCGAGAACUCUGAGGACCUCGUGGAGACCCUGAGGGAGAAAACCGCUGGCCUUUUGGUGGCGCAGGCACAAAUGCAAGCUCUGGAGAAGAGCGCCGCGUCCAGCAUAGCUGAACUCAGUCUACGCAUCCGGGAGCUGGAGGACUCGGCAGGCGAGAAAGACGCCGAGCUGAGCCGCUGUCGAAAUUACGCCGAUGAGCUCCAGUGGAAAGUGUCCACCCUGGAGGAGCAUUUAAGAGAGAAGGUGGCCGCGGCGUUGGUCAGCCAGGCCACCCUGGAUGCUCUUCAACACCAGGCCUCCAAAGACCAUUCGGGUGACAAGGUGGGCCACCUGAGCCAGAAGAUUGGCGAACUGGAGGCCAGUUUAAGUUGCAUCGAGAAGAACCACAAACUCCGUAAGCAGCUGCUCUCCCACUCGAAGGAGGAGAUGGUGCAGUACGAGAGGAGGAUGGCAGCGCUCUUGGAUCUGCUGAGACAGAUGAUGGCCGGGAAGAUUCCCAGAAUGUCGGCAGCUCUGAAGGCCUCAGCCGGCGAUCAAGAACCUGCGUUGGAGCUUCAACAGGCCCGAGAUGAAGCCUUGGCCGCCAAAAAGCAGCUGGACCACCACAUGGAGCAAUGUGGCCAUCUCCAGGAAGAACUCAAAGACAAAACCGAAACAAUAGAAAGACUUAAGAAGCAGCUUGAGAAGGUAUCUUCUGGAGGAGACGAGGAGACACAUGCAAUGCGAGGAGAGCUGACCAAAACCCAGAUGGAGGCGGCACUAGCCAAAGAGGAGCUUAAUGGCUGCAAGGAGAACUUGGAGAAGCUGCAGGAGCUGCUCCAGGAGCGGGAACUGACCAUUGCUCAACUUAAGGGAGCUCGUUUACAAGUGAAAGCCGAAGAGGACAAAGCAGACAGGACAAACCUUCUCAAGGAGCUGCAUGAGGUCCAAAGCCACGUGGGCUACACCAAAGACGAAUUAGAAAGUUACAAAUCCCACAAUGAGAAGCUUCAGGAGGACAUUCAACUGCGUGAGGUCUCUAUUUCUAAACUCAAAGAAGAGCUCCUGGAUGCCCAAACGAACGUGGAUACCACAAAAGAAGAACUCAACAGUUACAAAUCCCACAAUGAGAAGCUGCAGGAAGAUAUCCAGCUCCGCGAAGCUUCCAUUUUGAGGCUAAAAGAUGAGCUCCAGGAGGCCCAAAAGUACCUGGGCACCACCAAAGAACUCGACAGUUACAAAGCCCACAAUGAGAAACUCCAGGAGGACAUUCAAGUGGACGAAAUGUCUAUUAGCCGACUAGAAGAGGAACUCCAGGAGGUCCAAAAGAACAUGGACACCACCAAAGAAGAACUGAACAGUUACAAAUCCCACAAUGAGAAGCUUCAGGAGGACGUUCAAGUACGCGAGCUCUCUAUUUCUAAACUCAAAGAGGAGCUCCGCGAGGGCCAAAAUAACGUGGCGUUCACCCAAGAACUAACACGUUACAAAUCCCGCAACGAGAAGCUUCAGGAGGACAUUGAAGGGCGCGAGGUCUCUAUUUCUAAACUCAAAGAGGAGCUCCAAGAAGUCCAAAAGAACAUGGACUCCGUCACAGAGGAACUUAAUGGUUACAAAUCCCACAAUGAGAAGCUUCAGGAGGACAUUCAAGUACGUGAAAUGUCUCUUAGUCGACUUGAAAAGGCGCUUCAAGAGGUUCAAAAAAGCAUGGACACCACCACAGAAGAACUCAACAGUUACAAAUCCCACAAUGAGAAGCUCCAGGAGGAGAUCCAGCUCCGUGAAGUCACCAUUUUGAAGCUCAAAGAGGAACUCCAAGAGGUCCAGAAGAUUGUAAACUCCACCCAAGAACUGAGAAGUUCCAAAUCCCACAAUGAAGAGAUCCAGCUUCGCGAGCUCUCCAUUUUGAAGAUGAAAGAGGAGCUCCAGGAAGUGAAGAAGAUUGCCGAAACCACCAAAGAAGAACUGAGAAGUUCCAAAUCCCACAAUGAGAAUCUCCAGGAGGACAUCCAGUUCCACAUGGUCUCCAUUUCAAAGCUUCAAGACGAGCUACGGGAAGCACGAGCUGCCCUGAUGAAGGCGGCCGACUCGGCCUCCACGUCCCCUUCUCCCGCUCCGUCCCCUCAGCUUUCCUCGUCCACCUUCCAACCCAAGAGGAAAGCGAGCAGCAAACAGCCCCUCGCCAAAGGCAGCAAAGAGAAGACCUCCCUUUCCAGGAAGAGCGCUGCGCCCUCCAGGAGUACCGAGCCAGCCGCAUCAGACGCCUCCACGCAGAAGGCCGCCAACAAGGAGCUGGAGGAGGUGAUGGGGGAGUUCCGGGAGAAGGUGGUCCAGAUGCAGGAGCUGCACGCGGCCGAGAUCCUGGACAUGGAGGCGCGGCAUAUCUCGGAGAGCGACGCGCUGCGCCGCGAUGCGCACAACCUGGAGGACGAGUGCAAGGCGCUCAAGGCCGUCAUUGACCAACUGCGCGCCACAGAGGUGCCCUUUUCGAGAAAAGAUCGGACCCUGGCACAGUUCAAAGAUGGCUACACGAGUGACAGCAGCUCGGACUACAGCCAGAGAACCGGAUAUGAUCUGCCUGCUGGACUUCAGCAGGAGUUCCGAGUGACACCCGAAGGUGCCAGAAGAGAGCCCGACGAUCCAGUAUUACCUGAUAGGAUCAAGUCGUUGCUGCGUGAGGUGCACCAGGAGGGUAUGCACGUCCUCUCACUGUCGGAGCUUCCUGUUUCCGAAAACGAUCCCGGCUGCCAUUUGAACCUGCAAGUCUGGCUGAAGGAGAGAGACUCCCUGCUGGCUACUGUGGAGUCCCUCAAAGGCCUCAUCACUCAUAUGCAGACCGCACAGGUGUCAGGAGACUCUGCAGACUGGCGUGCGGAGCUCUCGGAAGCGGUGCGCCAGGUGUUUGUGAGGGAGCGCAGCGUGCUCAAGAGCGUCCUCUACAGCCACUUGGAGCUGGUGGACACCAGUGACGCCGUCAUUCACUUCAAUCAGCUGGAGCGAAGGCUGGCUGAGCAGGAUGCUCAACACAGAGAGGCGAUGGGUUCCCUUAAUGCCGCAGACCGGUCCAGUCUCAUCUCGGAGAUCCAUCAACUCCGAGGUCAGCUGGAGUGCCUCCAUCAAGGUGCACGACCCGCUGCCAUAUUGAGUAUGACGGAACAGCUGGGAGGAGGUGACACCGACGGAGCCCCCCAGGCCAACAGGCUGCUGCUGGAAGAGCUCAAAGGAGAAUUGUCCCAGACCAAACUAGAGCUGGAGACCACGCUCAUAUCGCAGCACAAGCACCUCAAAGAACUGGAUGCUCUCAGGGCCGAGGUAUCGCAGAAGGCCUCGGAAGUGGACGCGCUGAAUGUGCAGCUGUUGGAGGAGAGCCGCAGAGGCCGCGAACUUCAGUGGACCUUGGAGAAGGAGAGGUGUCGCGCAGGGAGGACCGAGGAGAGUGCUCGAGAACAACUGGAGGACUUGAACCUGACUUUGGAGGAGCAAAAGAGCCAAGCGGAGCAGCUGACGUCCACCUUGAACCAGGAGCGCCAGGCCUCUUCCCGCCUCUGCCAGCAGGCCGAAAGGGAGAAGCUGAGCCUCCACAGGCGCCUCCGGGAGCUCCAGGUGCAGCUGGAGACAGAGCGAGCCAAGGCCCAGGAGAUGAGCUCAGCGCUGGGCACGGAGAGGGAGUUGCGGGUUGGCUCAGGCCCGGCGAGCCAGGAGGAGAACCUUCUGGAAGGACUGCACAGGGAGCUGGAUGACAAACAGGCACAGGUGGUGCAUCUCCUCAGCCAAAUGGAGGCUGAGAAGCUAGAGGUGCUGAGAAAGGAUGAGGAGCUUACCCUGGCGGGCCUCAAGUCCAGGCACAAUCUCGAGGCUCUGCUGGAGGCGCGGGCCCAGCUGGAGAGCCUGGAAGCGCAGCUGUUGGAGACGCGGGGGCAGCUGGAAAGCGAGGAGGCGAGGCGGAAGACCCUGGAGGAGGACAAAGAGCGAUUGGAGGAGAGGUUGGGUCGAGAAGGCGAGGCUGGGCGGGGGACGCCGUCCGCGCCCCGCCACCACCACCACCGGGGGCUUUGGCGCACCGCGGAUACUAUCUUGGGUAAACUGCACCUCGUUGCUUCCAAUAUUCGUGGAAUGGUGAGCAAGACAACUACGGAGAUCACCAGCGAGGAGAUGUCGCUCCUCCAGUCCAGUGUUGAUGAUGUCAUCAGCAUGCUGCAGCAAUCUCCAGCUCUCCCCGCCAUCCCUGAGAGUGCCGCCCUGUUGGCGGCAGCCUCCUCAUCGGGCUCCUCCCUGACCGAGCGUCUGCUCCGGCAGAAUGCCGAGCUGACGGGUUUCGUGGGCCGCCUGACGGAGGAGAAGAACGACCUGAGGAACCACUCGCUGCGCCUGGAAGAAGAACUUCGCUGCUACCGGCACGCGGGUGACACUUCCAGCGGCAGGAGAGGUGUGUCCAGUCUGGACGCGCCCGACGUGCUGCUGCUCUCUCAGGAGAAGGAGGCCUUGAGUCGGGAGAAGAUCCGCUUGGAGAAAGCUUUACAUCAGGCCCUCGCUCAGGUGGCGCGGCUCAGAGGAGAGAUCAGGACUGACACGCUGAGGGAGAUUACCGGACCUGAGGCAGACAACGCUGCGCUCAAGAGGAUGUACGGCAGGUACCUGCGCUCGGAGAGCUUCCGCAAGGCUCUGAUUUACCAGAAGAAGUACCUGCUGCUGCUACUGGGCGGCUUCCAGGAGUGCGAGGAAGCCACGCUGGCCCUGCUUGUCAGGAUGGGUAGUCGGCCCUUGGAGGGGCUAGGCGGCGGCCUGCGGGGGCAGCGCGGGAGGGGGCUCACGCGCUUCCGCUCGGCCGUGCGCGUCUCCAUUGCCCUCUCCAGAAUGCGUUUCCUGGUCAAGCGCUGGCACAAAACAACGGGCUUGAGCAACAGCUCCCAGAAAAGCGAAAGCACGCAGAUGGGCACUGGUGGUAGAGAUUACCUCCACCUGGGUGUGGACGUGUACCGGGACCGAGGCAGCGGCUCGACCAGGGGAUGCAGUGGGCGGGAAUCCCCCAGAUCGCCCAUCUCCUCCGCACAGCACAGGUUUCACGCAGCCGGAGACCCCGGGCUGCUCACGUGCGCACACCUGCAGAGCUACGACCCCGACCGGGCCCUCACCGACUACAUCUCCAGACUGGAGGCCCUGCAGAGGAGGCUGGGGAGCGUCACGUCAGGUACUUCUUCUUCGCUCGCUCCGCUGCACUUUGGCUUGAGAAGAUAAGAAGACGAAUCGACAAGUUGCCUUUUUUGAUGCAAACUGUUCUCGUUCUACAUGGACCAAAAAACACUUUUUCUUUGGUGUGUGACACAUGUGCGUCUCGUCUCUUUGUCUCCACUUGGAGGACAUGUAAUUUAAUUAAACAACAAAUGGUGUACAUUUUGUUCAUGGAUAAUUUAAAAGGCUCUUUGAGAUUAAUUUAUGUUUGUCUGGCUGUUGGUUGGCAAGCAAGGGGCUUAACUGGAUUCUUCGACUUUUGUUUUGUUUUGUUUCAAGACCCGAAGACAUUUGUAGAGAGCGUAUUUUUAUAGAAGCUUUUCUGGCUAUUUUGUCAAAAACUGAAAUAAAGGAGAAGAUUUGAA
Molecule: messenger RNA, 12017 nt
Organism: Phyllopteryx taeniolatus (common seadragon)
Lineage: Eukaryota; Metazoa; Chordata; Actinopteri; Syngnathiformes; Syngnathidae
Gene: akap9
Product: A kinase (PRKA) anchor protein 9
Exons: 48
Coding region: 154-11658 (3834 amino acids)
Biological process (GO): signal transduction
Molecular function (GO): molecular adaptor activity
Source: RefSeq, a predicted model, not a curated record